Molecule: messenger RNA, 1797 nt
Organism: Theileria equi strain WA
Lineage: Eukaryota; Apicomplexa; Aconoidasida; Piroplasmida; Theileriidae
Exons: 8
Coding region: 1-1797 (598 amino acids)
Source: RefSeq, a predicted model, not a curated record
AUGAAUGAUAGUGUAUUCUGUGGUGUUUCGAUAGAUGGGAUUAGCGGCACAUGUUUAAUCAAUGACGCCAGUCUUUCGUUUAGAGUUUCGGAAAGUGUUUACAAAUGGUCAUUUUCUGACUGGUUACGUUAUGAGAAAUCCAAAAAAAGUGCAAAAGUUAGGCUAACAUUCAGGGAAAACAGUAUUAGGCUCAAUACAGACAAUUCCGACUAUGAUAUUCUUAUAAAGCCGGUAAUCGUUGUAGAUUUCGGAGAUGACAGAAACAAAUUGGAAGAGUUCUGUGCUCUGGUCUCAAGUGAAACGAAUAAGGCAAAAUUGGCAUCUGCUCCAACUUCGCAAAUAGUUGAGGAACCUAUUAUAGUUGCUGAAGCUCCAAGAAAACAGGGACAUACCGCUAAAACAGGAACAGAAGCGGACAAUUUGAGCGAUAAUCAGAAGCGUCUACUAGAAAUAGAUGACACAAUUGCCAAAUUAUAUAGCCAACUUGUUGAUACAAAAACCUCAGAUUUGGGUAAUUGUAUUGCGUCAAAGGAAUUUUGGGAUCAUCAUAAACUAGAGCUCGUCAGCGCAACUCCCCAAAAUACAGCUGAAUCAAACUUGGAUGGAUUCGUUUCUAUUCCUCCUGCGAGUAAUUUUGUGAAUGGUCAACGAGUUUUCAGUUAUUCUAAAGAAUUAGCUUCUUCUCUUCUGGCUGAGGAUGAAACCAUAAGAGAUUUACACAAGAAGUUAGUGCUAGAUAAACACUAUCCUGAAGAAAGUUUUUGGAAACGAAUAUUACAAUCAAAUUACUUUUAUAACUUGAUAGGGGAAAAAAUUCCGGAAAAUCAAAUAUUAUAUGAUGACAUUAGAGGAAUCCCAAUCAAAGCUUCAGCAUUGGUACACUUUGACGUAAAUAAGCUUUUAUCGGAUAUAGAUUCUUCUAGUGAAUUACUCACUGUUGAGGAUCAUAAAAAAGCUGUUCCCAAGAAGGAUAGGUUACAUGCAAGCAAAAGAUUUGGAAAGAACAUUAGACCCGAAAAUACGGGUAGAAUAUUGCUUGAGAGGUUUAACAAGCAUUCAUCUAAUAUAAUCAAUGCCUGCGAAUCUCUUAUCUCUAAUCCUAUCGAUACAACUGACCGAGUUUCGGAUUACAAAACUUUACAGAACAGGGUUGAAAAUGAUCGCAAACGGAAGUUGUUAAUUGGAGAAUGCGAAGACUUGCAAGAUAAUCAGAGUGAUUGCCUUUCCAAUGAUUUAUGUCUAAUAAAAUCUUUAAAUAUACCUGGCAAGGAUACUGAUCGCAUAAAUAUUAAAUCUGAGCAGGUAAAUUCUAGACCCAUAAAAGUUGCCAUAUCUUCUAACACUGGGUAUUAUAAUAAAUGGCUCAACGACAUGAAAACAUUUGAUAUUACAAAUUACUUCAAGGAAUCUAAAACAGACCACAAUAUUAGUCGUCGUAUGUUUAUAUUGAAUACAAAACUUUGUCAAUACGAAAAGCUUAUACAACUUGUACCAUUCGAAUACGAUCCAACCAUUGUAAACUCUAUGAAGGAGAUACAGUUGCAAAUUAUCGAACUUCUACAAAUGUACUAUAAAACAUUAAUACCGGAAGAAGACAGACGUUACAAACUUUUGAAUGUUGUAAGAAGCGCAAAACACCAAUUAGAAUUACUUGAGGUCGGAAUGUCUGUACACACAGCUAAGGCUUUGCAGACUGGACUUCUUGACCAAAUCACUGCCGUUGAAGCUUAUAAUACUAAACUCAAAUCUUUUGUUGCUAAUUUAAGAUCGCAAAAUCAGCCAAGAAUAUCACGCUAA